AAUUGACAUUUCUAAAAUAAAAGAUCCGUUUGUUUUCUGUUGGAAAAAAAAAACUUAGAAAAGUAAAAGUCUCUAACCCUAUCCCUCGAUUACAAUUCUCCAUCCAAAAAGUUGACGAAUUAUCACAUAAAAAUUUUGGAUUAUCAGCUUCACGUCAUCUUCCCCGAAUUUGAGGAACAAAUACGAAGAAUUAGAGAAAAGGAUUGCUGGCAAACAUAAAUUCUUUUUUACGAGACCGGAAUUUUGGAUCUUCCAAAAUUUUGAAGAGCUAUCUAGUUCUGAUAAUUUGGCUCAAGUGGAAAAAAGUUAGCUUGUCUGGAGAGGAAAAAUCUAUUGAAGCCAAUGAUACUUCUGCAGUCUCAGUCAAAGUAUCUUCUCCAGCUUCUCACGAAUCGUCUUCAAAAUCUUGAUAAAGGAGUCGAGCUGGACUGCCAAUGGAUUGAGUUUGAUGACGUGCGAUUCAAUGUCCAGACUUCUAUGAAGAAUCCACAUAUCUUGCUGUUGUCAUUAUCAUUACCAACACCACCUCCUGGAGCGAUGUUUGCUGGAGGACUGCCAUAUGGGGCCAUCGAAGCUAUAAAGUCUGCAUAUGGAACAGUGGUGCAAAUUCUUGAUCCUCCAAAAGAUGGUUUUAAUCUCACACUGAAGCUGAACUUCUCAAAGCUUUCUCCAGAUGAAGACACUAGACAGGCUCUGUUGACGAAGGUUGCCUCUGUCAGGGAAGUGGUGCUAGGUGCACCUUUAAGGCUUGUCCUAAAACAUCUUGCUUCAAGGUCACUUGCUCCUGAUAUGGAUCAGUUAGUUGCUCUAGUGCACCGGCCUAAUGAAUCAUUUUUUCUCUAUCCCCAGAUUGAUAAAGUGACGGUCAUAUUUCCUAUGAGAUUCAAGGAUUCCACAGAUACAGUUCUUGCAACUUCUUUUCUCCAGGAAUUUGUUGAAGCACGACGAAAUGCUGCUGCUGGACUUAAUAAUGCUCCUUCUUGUCAAUGGUCACCUUCACCCCCUCAAGAACUUGAGGGAGUUCCUGAAGAAGCGUUAUCUGCUAAUGCUGGCUUUGUUUCCUUUGUCAUUUUCCCACGCCAUGUCGACAACAAGAAGAUUGAUAGAACUGUUUGGAAUUUGUCAACAUUUCACGCCUAUGUUAGUUACCAUGUCAAGUGCUCUGAAGGGUUCAUGCAUACUCGAAUGAGGCGCCGUGUAGAAUCUUUGAUUGAGGCUUUGGAUCGUGCCAAAUCAGAUCAGGAGAAGACGAAAAAAGUUGGGAGUAAAACAUCCUUUAAGCGACUGAGCCUAAAGGAUUCUCGGAGCAAUUCAAAUUCAAGGGGUUCACCCAGUUGGAGAUAAAAACUUCUAUAGUUAAAUUUGGAGGUAAUCUUGGAAUUUCUUGAACUCUAUACAAUUGCAUUAGCUAGCUUUCACUCCAGCUUUAUACAAAUUGUACCGGGCAUAUCAUUUCACAUGGUCGCUCAACGAAUUCUGUUUUCAUGGAGAAGAAAGCUGAGGGAAAGUCAAAUGCACCAUUUUUUCUAGUCUUGAAGUUAGGUAGAUUAUUGCCAUUUAACUUGUGAGUAAUCGGUGCUUGUAGUUGACAAUAAUUGAAUUAUCAUGCAAUGCUAGUUGAUGUAGCGUACUUUCAAUAGUCUUGUGUCUGAUGAUAUCAGAAAGUGUUCGUACUUCGUA
Beta vulgaris subsp. vulgaris (sugar beet) is the source of this 1680-nucleotide messenger RNA. RefSeq names its product actin-related protein 2/3 complex subunit 2A. Gene Ontology annotation, biological process: Arp2/3 complex-mediated actin nucleation; actin filament polymerization. Bases 343 to 1344 code for a protein of 333 amino acids. Gene Ontology annotation, cellular component: actin cytoskeleton; Arp2/3 protein complex. NCBI's taxonomy places the organism in Eukaryota, Viridiplantae, Streptophyta, Magnoliopsida, Caryophyllales, Amaranthaceae. The record is from RefSeq and is a predicted model, not a curated record. The transcript is spliced from 11 exons. Gene Ontology annotation, molecular function: actin filament binding; structural constituent of cytoskeleton.